Messenger RNA from Hyaloperonospora brassicae, 528 nucleotides. Lineage: Eukaryota; Oomycota; Peronosporomycetes; Peronosporales; Peronosporaceae. The record is from the annotation of a GenBank genome assembly.
AUGCAGUCGUCGGGAGGUGCAGGCGGCGACGUGGACCGCGCUCUGAGCAGUAUCCGAGCGCGUGCUGAUCACUUGCGCCAUACAGUCGCUCGUCUGGAGCACAACUUGGCAUGGAACCCAGCGAGUACCUGGCCAGAGCUGCUGAGUCAGUACAUGGUGAUUGCCAAGCAGCUGGAGAACAUGAACGAGGAGAUUCCUGACCUCGUGCAGCACUUUGCGUGCGUGCCGAGAAUGUCGACGCCGAAUCCUGCAGACAUUCCGCUGUUGCUGAGGACGCGGGAGGAUCCGGAGAUGGAGGAGGAAGAACGGCAGCUUGUGGCCGACAAAGCGCGCGAGAAGAAUGCGGAAGCGCUGCAGAAGCUGGUGGCCGCUCACAAUGAUGCGGUUGAGGGCUUGGAAGAGACAUUUAACGACAUGUCGGACGGGCUGCUCAAGGCUAUCCGCGUCAACAAGUACGUGGUCAAGUCCAAGCCGCAGAGCACGCAGAGCCAGCAGUUCAAAUACAUUGAGUCUGGCUCGUACGAGUAG